GCUGCCGCGCUCCGGACGUCUCGUGUGACCUGGCGGGCAGCGAGGCGCCGCGGAGCGCGCAGGGCAGAUCAGACGGGCGGCUCGGCUCGGCUGCUGUGGAGUGGCGAGAGGUGGUGCCUCGUGGUGUGGUGCUCUGUGAGAGGCAGGGAGAGCGCUGAGCUCCGUGUCUGAGUGUGGAGAGCCGAGUUGAGCCGGCUGAGUUUGGCUGUGUUGAGCUGUGCGGAGCGGAGUGGGGCGGCCGUGGAGGCACAUUAGCCGAGUUGGUUCUAGCAGCAAGCGUCUUUUGGAGCAGCCUUGGUCAGAGAUAAAACAAUGACGACAUUGUUGGGAAUGCGGAGGUCUACGGACAUGGCCUCUGGCGUGCUGAUCUGCGUCGCCUGCCUGCUCUUCAUCCAGUCGUCCAGCCUGCGCUCCUCCAUCGACGAGAUCGCGCUCUCAGCGCCCUCCAGCGCCGGUGGAGCAGCGUUAUCCGAGGUCAGCGUCCCCUCCCGCCGGACCACAGCAUCCAGUGUGCGCGGCUCCGCCAGCAGGCGGCUGGCAGCGCCCCCCAACAGAACAGCCGAGGCGCAGCAGCAGGGCCUGCUCGUCUUUACAAAGAUCCCGCGGUGUGGUAGCACUGCCGUCGGCCACAUCCUCCACGAGCUGUCGCGCUCCAGAGGCUUCUCGGUGUGGGACGAGCCUCCGUACCGAGUGCGGCGGCUGCUGCCGGAGACCGAGCAGCUGGCGUUAAAGGCUGUCAAGGAAAUCAGUCAAGUUCCGAAACCAGCGGUGGUUAUCAAGGAAAAGAGCUACAUUGAUUUCUCCAGACACGGCCAUCAGAAGCCCAUCUAUGUCAGCAUGGUGCGCGACCCUCUGGAGCACGUCAACUCGUGGUUCUACUGGCUGCGAGCGCCGUUCGCUGUGGUCGAGAGGGCCCUCUCCUUCGGCAAGGACAACGCAGUCAGCCACCUGCCCAAGGCGCCCUUCCUGAAAAAGAACUUCGAAACGUGCCACGAGUCGAAGGACCCUGAAUGCAACUAUGACGAGGGCACCAGCCGUAUCGGCCACCCGACGCAGGCGUUCUGCACCUACUCUUCAGAGUGCGCACGGCUGGGCAGCCAGGCCGCCCUGCAGGAGGCCAAGCGGGUCGUGGAGGAGCAAUACGCGGUCGUUGGCCUGCUUGAGGAUUGGGACGUCUCGCUCGCAGUCAUGGAGCGGCUGGUGCCGCGCUUCUUCGCCGGAGCCAGUGACAUCUACCGGGAAAAGCUGGCCAGGAAUCGCACGCUGCGAAAUGAGAACUUCUACAAGCCCAAGUUGAGAGCAGCUCUCCGACAGAAAAUGGUGAAGAGCUUCCAGGCCGAAAUUGAGUUUUAUGAUUUCGUGAAACAGAGGCUGUAUAACCAGUAUGAAUCACUCAAGGACUAGCGUGGACCGCCCAGGAAUGACGCAACGUGUGCGAGGAAUAUAUUUUAAUGGGCGCGCUUUGCCUGUUCUGCGUGUUAGUUUAUGAACACAGCAUGUCGGCAAAGUCCGGUUGAAUAUUCACGGACGCAUCUGCCCAGUUUUGGUGCAUAACAGUACCGAAGGGAUAUUAUUUAUUUGUUCCUGUGCAUAAUUGAAAAAUGUAGCCUCACAAUGAGCUCCCAUGCAUACAGAUACAUCGGUUAAGAUGUUUUAAAAAGUCCACUGACUUGUAAGGUCACGGCACUAAACACUGUGCGUCAUUCAGGAUCAGAUGGCACGGCGCUGUUUUUAUGUGUGUUUUGAUUCGUUUGAUUGUAUUUUCGGUAUGUUUAAUGAAUCCAGUAUUUGGUUUAGCGAAUAUAACAUUAGAAAACCGGUUACGCGUCGACUUGUCAAGACGAUGCUCGCACAAUGAUGAUGUAACCGCUGAGCUUUCCGUACAUUUAUUCGCAUUAGUAUCUGCAAAUAUUGCACUUGAUCCCUCUUCAGAUUCAACCUACAAAGACGAAGUAUUUAUUGCCUUUAUACCAUUUGGUGACGAGCUGUCGAGGAGAUGAGCUGAGCGCUUACCUCAUCGGCAUUUUCCGUUAUUUUUGCACUAUUCCUAGAGUUGGCCUGCUGCACAACACUGCAGUGUUGUUUGAAUGUGAUUGCUGAGCAAUCGUGCUGGCCAAUCUCUUUGCACUAGUUAUACCAUGUGCGAUGCCUUUACGUCACUGUAUACCAUGUUUCCAGGUGUGCUGAUCGCUGAUAGUGGUGUACUGAGUUGUUGGCUGUUGCCUUCCCGCCACAAGUCAUUUUCACCGUAUUUGUCUUCUUGUUGUAGCCCCGCAGUGCAUUACGUUUUUGUCUGUACGACCAAUACCCGCAGUGAAUUACUUUUUUGUCUGUACGACCAAUAAAGCUGACCAAUAAAGCGGCAAA
Amphibalanus amphitrite is the source of this 2367-nucleotide messenger RNA. Its product is annotated as heparan sulfate 2-O-sulfotransferase pipe-like. The record is from RefSeq and is a predicted model, not a curated record. Gene Ontology annotation, cellular component: membrane. Lineage: Eukaryota; Metazoa; Arthropoda; Thecostraca; Balanomorpha; Balanidae. Gene Ontology annotation, molecular function: sulfotransferase activity. The transcript is spliced from 9 exons. Bases 313 to 1404 code for a protein of 363 amino acids.